CGUGUCACCAGCCUGGCUCUGGGAGCUCCGCAGCCGAAGCGUUUGUUGACUUGAGCUGGAGAGGAACCGAGGCGGGACGGGACCUCAUCAGAGGGCAGAGCUGGGGGAGGAGGGAGGGAGGGAGGGAAGGAGAGCUGCGCAGACGGCGAGAACCGUCCAGGUCGCUCCUUUUUCUCCAGUGAGAAAACUUCCUCGGGAAGACCGGAAACUUUUUCCUAGGCGCGCGAAGUCUGGGGCGGAGGCGAGCGGUGAGUGUGCGCGGCUUUGGGUGAUGCACGCCGGAGACGCCGAGGAGAGUCAAAGGUUGGAGCCCUAGUGGAAUUCAUUUGCAUUUUCCACUGAGUGGAGCAUCCUCCUCUACCCACGGCCCCAGCAGGCAGCGCUGUGCCCCAUCUCCAUGCCCUGGCUGUGGCAGCUGUCAGGAGAAAGUGAGAUGACACAUCCUUUUUCUCCAAGAAACACAUCAUGGAAGUUUUUGAAGAAACCCAUGUGAGGUGUUGGCUACCUUUGUGGUUUUAAGAAAGCCUGAGGGCCUGAAGGCAGCCCCAGGAGAAGCCCUUUCCGAGGGCAUCCGGAACCUUCCCAUCCUAGAGGUGAAGCUGAACCGCCACCAGGACUUAUGACCCGAGGCUUCGCUCCCAUUCUGCCCAUCGAGUUCCACAAGAUGGGCUCCUUCCGCAGGCCUAGACCACGCUUCAUGAGCUCCCCCGUGCUCAGCGACCUUCCCCGAUUCCAAGCAACUCGGCAGACUCUGCAGCUGAGCUCCAGCUCAGCCUGGAACAGCGUUCAGACUGCUGUGAUCAACGUUUUCAAAGGGGGUGGACUGCAAAGCAACGAGCUCUAUGCCCUGAACGAAAACAUCAGGCGGCUGUUGAAGAGUGAACUUGGAUCAUUCAUUACAGACUAUUUUCAGAACCAGCUUCUUGCAAAAGGACUGUUCUUUGUGGAGGAGAAGAUCAAGCUGUGUGAAGGUGAAAAUCGCAUUGAGGUUCUGGCUGAAGUCUGGGACCACUUCUUCACCGAGACUCUCCCUACCCUGCAAGCAAUAUUUUAUCCAGUUCAGGGCCAGGAGCUGACUAUCCGCCAGAUCUCCCUGCUGGGCUUCCGAGACCUGGUCCUGCUGAAAGUGAAGCUGGGUGACCUGCUGCUGCUGGCCCAGUCCAAGCUGCCCUCGUCCAUUGUCCAGAUGUUGCUCAUCCUGCAGAGUGUUCACGAGCCCACAGGCCCAAGUGAGAGUUAUUUGCAACUGGAGGAGCUGGUGAAGCAAGUGGUUUCUCCUUUCCUCGGCAUCAGUGAUGACCGUAGCUUCUCAGGCUCUACGUACACACUGGCCAGGCGGCACUCCCGGGUCCGGCCCAAGGUGACUGUCCUGAACUAUGCCUCCCCCAUAACUGCAGUCAGCCGGCCACUGAAUGAGAUGGCCUUGACCCCGCUGACGGAGCAGGAGGGGGAAGCCUACCUGGAGAAGUGUGGCAGCGUGCGGCGGCACACGGUGGCCAAUGCCCACUCGGACAUCCAGCUGCUGGCCAUGGCCACCAUGAUGCACUCGGGCCUGGGGGAGGAGGCCAGCAGUGAGGACAAGUGCCUGCUCCUGCCACCCAGCUUCCCCCCACCCCACCGGCAGUGCUCCAGUGAGCCCAACAUCACCGACAGCCCAGACGGACUGGAGGAGGGGGCCGGGGGCAGCCAGGAGGGCUCGGAGCUGAACUGUGCUUCCCUCAGCUGACUUGCCACCCCGAGGCCUUUCCACCUCUUGUUUUGCAGCCAGGAUGAGGACACCUCCAUCUUCAUGGAUUAGCGAGGGGUUCUUGCUUUAUGCGAUGUUGCCUUAUUUCUUUUAGGGUACAGUCCUGGUCAAAAUGCCCUAAGGGGACGCCGCUGUUGGCAGCCUCUUUAUUUUGGUGACUGUGAACACUUCUUUGUGGUCAAUUGAAAGUGACUAACUGCCUAAUGGUCACUUUCUGACUCCAACCUUGCCAGCCUGACUCAGAUCCUCAUCUCUAGGCCUUUCCCCUGCAAAGACUGGACUGCCAAUGGCAUAUCCGAUGUCCUAGCCUUUCUGGAGCAGGAGGUUGUUGGGACCACACAUACAACCACCAAGGAUGUGUUGGCCUUUGGAGUUCCCCUUUAGAUUCCUUGUGAUGAGAUUUACGGAUGAAAAAUGAGUGGAGAGGAAACUCCUCUCCCCUAUUUUAUGUAGAGUGAAAAUAGCCUGCAGCCAUUACCCAGCGUGGUCUGGGAAUGUGCCUUCCUUAUGUUAGUUUCAGAAUUUCUGGGAAACGGUUACCCCUCUGGUGGGUGAGGAUCUAUCCUCACCUACAUCCUGAUCCUAUGUGCUGCCUGCACAGAGGCCUUUGGCUUUUGGCCUAGGAAGGCUGCAAGGCUGAAGCUGCCCUCUCUUUCGUUGAGCCUCAGCAUUUCCCUCUCAGGCUUCCUCUCAAGCUCAAGAAACUCACCCCCGGAUAAGUAGCUGGUGCCUCUUUUCUCUCAUUUCAGAAACAGACUUUCUCACCAUGCUUUCCUAUGGUGGGUGUGAGGGGCCAACUAAUACCAACCAACUAGCCUGUACCUGGAUUUGACUUGAAUUUUUAAAAUGUGUAUCGUUUCAAAAAAAAAAAGUUUGCAAAUUUUGCACGUAGGAUCUUGUACUGUUCAUUUCCAAUGGGGUGAGUCUUCACACUAAAAAAAAAAAACAAGCAGAACUCCUGGGAAAGGAGACUGGAAGUGGUUCAGGAUAAAGAUCUGUGGGAGGCAGGGCUCUUAUGUCACAGAGCUCUGGAAGCAGCUGGACUUGAAUCUGCAAUGGCCUGUGUAAAUUUAUAAAUUUCAUGGUUUCUAGGAAAAGCUGCAUUGGGAGGGGGACACCCAGUUUGCCUCAUGGGCAGAGGAUUUUUCCAGGAAGCAUGGAAAAUGGAAUGGAUUUUUCCAGGAAGCAUGGAGAGGAGACAUGUGGGCAGGACCUUUUGGAGGGACAGGAUGUUUAUUCCCUGUGGUAAAAGAAACACCUGGAAUUUCUAGCACAUGAAGCACUUGGGGGAAGCAGGUCCUGGUACUGUGCCACAUCCUUCCACUGCUCCCUCCAGCUCUGGGAGCUUUUAUCCACCUUGCAUCCCUAUCCUCCUCUUUGUAGUUGUCCGUCUUACUGAUAACAGCUCCAGGCAAAAAGACAAGGCUCCCCUCUGACCCUUCCUACUGGUGUUUAUGAAAUCUCAAAGAGAGGAGCUACCUUGGCUUCCAAUACGGCAAGAGGGUGAUGGGAGGAGGUGAAGAUCAGUCUAAGCUGUCAUGGUGAUGAGAACUUCUAAGCUCACCUAACUCUUGAUGGCAUUUCCCUUCUGGGUGAAGAUUUGAAAUAUGAUCAGAAUUGUGCUCUUGAUGGCUUGGAAUUUAGAAAUUUUAAGAGUUAUUUCAUUUUCAUCCUAUGAGCGAUGGGAGAGAAAUGUCCAAAGGCGAUCUGCUGCUCUAAGAAUUUCAAACAAAAAAUAAUCUCUGUAUGUUGGAAAAAGUCUACAAAUUGGCUAACAUGCAUUAGCAAAUGGAACAUCAGUAGGCAGCAACAUGAUGAUUUAUGUAACUGAUGGCUUCUGUCCUGAUUAGUACAUUUAACAUUUGAGACUAGUAUUUAUUGAUCCAGGCAAAGUAAUUAAUCAUGCUUGGGUUUACUUUUUCAGUUUAUAAGGUUAGUCAUAGAUGUGUGUGUGUGUGUGUGUGUGUGUGUGUGUGUGUGUGUGUAUAAAUGCCUUUUCCAUGUCUUAAAUGUCCCUGAUGAGGAGCGGAGUCAUCAAUUAAAUACAAAAGCUCUUAAAAUGAGAAUGGGACUAUCAGUAUAGACCCAGUGUACUUAAUUGCUGAUAACGGUUAGCCAGUUUACAACUUUAUCAUUGAUAUACACAUUUGAUGUAUGUACAGUAAAUAAACUGUACCUAAAAAUUGUAUUGAUGUUUAUGGGCAUGUUAGCUAUCAGAGAGCUACUGGAAGAGUGAUAGCCAAAGUGUUUUUAACCACUUUUUCUUUCCUAGAUUCAUUUUCAUUAUUUAUGCUAGGAUUGUCUUAGGGUUGACGUUUAAUGACAGGAAGCAAUCAUGACUCUUAACUCCGAGUGAGCUCACAGAAAUCUUUCAUGUGGUCUGUUUCCAAAAUGGAUUCAAUAAACAACAUUUUGUCCAUGUUACCCUCUUCUCA
Messenger RNA from Saimiri boliviensis boliviensis (Bolivian squirrel monkey), 4182 nucleotides. The record is from RefSeq and is a predicted model, not a curated record. Lineage: Eukaryota; Metazoa; Chordata; Mammalia; Primates; Cebidae.